CGCUUGCUUUCUGAUUGAAUCCAGCUCGCAUUAGUUGGACGAGCGUAUGAGCAUAACAGGGGGGGAAAAACGCUUUGACGCCGAAUCUGCGGGUACGGUCAAUUUGCCGCUCCAUCGUAGCGUACUCGGGAUGAUUCGACGUCCGGCCCGCCGCGCGAGGAUCGUGACCGCUUUGUUCGUCUGUCUGAUUUCUUACCGGGCUGCGCUCACAAGGAUGCCUCAGAUGAUAACUGCGCAGGGAUGCCUCCGUUGAACAUGGACAAACAGGGCGUCUGUUACAAAGAAGGCUUCUUCCUUUCUUUUUUGAACAAGGGCCACACACAAAAUCACUGCAACGCUCGCCAUGGACAACUUUGACGUGCCACUCGUCCGCGGAUCCCAUGAAGAACAUUGCGCAGUGCAGUGAAAAGGAUAUAUCGUAUUGUGGCUUUCGAACUGGUGGUGAAUAUAUUACCUAAUCAUCUGCUAUUCAACUGGGUAUAAAUUCCCAGUGCAGCCCGAGACACUACAGAGCGCGCUGGUGCAUUGUCAAUGUGAGGAGCUUUGUCCAGUGGUGACAGCCACUCUGCGAGGGUACAGAUGAGAGGCAAACAAUACCAUCAACCACUGAAGUUGACAGCGCCUUGGGAGAAGGAUGCUGGCUUUGGGAGGAAGCUUAAAACCUACAGGAAUCAUACCAAGAUAAUAGCACAGCCUGGGAUCGUGAUGAAAGUGCUCCGCAGGAAGAAGAUUGUGUUAUUUAUGGCCUAUUUCUUACUGCUGGUUCUCACUAUGCUUAAUUUGGCUAAUUACAAAUGGACUAAAGAGCCACAGCAGUGUAACCACCAGAUGAGGAGCACCACUUAUCAGAGCAGAUCUGAUAUUCGCUUCCUGUACAGGCCCUCGCUGGCUAAAAAGAGACAGCUCAUCUACGUCCUGACCACCUGGAGGUCGGGCUCUUCCUUUUUCGGGGAGCUUUUUAACCAAAAUCCUGAAGUGUUCUUCUUGUAUGAGCCCAUGUGGCACAUCUGGCAGAAACUGUACCCCGGAGAUGCGGUGUCUUUACAAGGGGCAGCCAGGGACAUGCUCAGCUCCUUGUACCGCUGCGAUCUAUCCGUUUUCCAACUUUACAACAGCCCCGGGGGCAAGAAUUUUACCUCCCUUGGACUAUUCGGGGCCACCCUCAAUAAAGUGGUGUGCUCCUAUCCUCUGUGCUCAGCCUACCGGAAGGAGGUGGUGGGAAUGGUGGAUGAUAAGGUGUGUAAAAAGUGUCCCCCUCAGAGCCUUAGACUGUUGGAGGAGGAGUGCCUCAAAUAUAACACUAUAGUCAUUAAAGGGGUACGCAUUUUGGACGUAAAUGUGCUGGCUCCUCUCAUGGAAGAUCCAUCCCUGGAUUUGAAGGUGAUUCACUUGGUUAGAGACCCGCGUGCAGUAGCCAACUCCAGGAUCAAAUCUAGGCACGGCCUGAUAAGGGAGAACUUGCAGGUGGUCCGAAGCAGGGACCCCAAACUUCGCAGGAUUCCUUUCGUAGAUCCCGGUCACAAAGCCAACAAGAAGGACGGCUCAGACUACCACUCCAUCGGAGCCAUGGAGGUGAUCUGCGAUCGCACCUCCAAGACUUUGAGGACUGCCUUAAACCCGCCCAGCUGGCUGAAAGGGAAGUACAUGGCCGUGCGGUACGAGGACCUGGUCGAAAACCCGGUGAAGACCCUGAGGAGCAUCUACCGCUUCACCAACCUCACCACCAACCACGACAUCGAGUCGUUCGCACUGAACAUGACCAGCGGCUCCAGCUCCUCCUCUAAGCCAUUCAUAGUCUCCUCCAGGAAUGCAACACAAGCUGCUAGUGCAUGGAGAACAGUGCUCAGCAUUCAACAGAUCAAACAAGUGGAAGACUACUGCCACCAUGCCAUGUCUGUUCUAGGGUACGAAAGAGUGAGAACGGCCGGGGAGGCCAAGGACUUGGGCAAAUCACUACUGACACACUCCAAACUGUGAAAACAUCCUCACCACCAAAGACUUUUUAAUUUAAUGUUCAUUCUGCAUCGAGUGCCGUUUCCUCUUAUUGUGGAAUUAAAGCUUUACUUUUCACUCACUGUUCAAGGAGCUCCGCUGGCCACAUUUGGAAUGUAUCAUGUUUCCCUCAGUUGAGCUGCAGCUGUAUGUCAAGGGACCACAUAUUUUAUACUGGAACACUGGAUGUGAUUGACGAUGUAAGGCCUAAGAACAAUGACUUGAAUAAUGAAGCUGCAAAGUUGAAAAAAAAAAAAAAGAAGCAACCGUAUCAUUUAUGUAUCUUGCUAUGAUGACACUUCAAAGUGGAUGUUUUUGAGAUUAUUUUUGAAUGUUCAAAAUCGAAAAAAAAAGUUGUUUUGUUUUCCAGUCUCCAUACUGUCUGUGAAAGUGAAAAUAGAAAAUGAAAGGAAACAGAAGAACAACUGGUAAAAAAAAAAAAAGAAGAAGCUUGUCACUAAUGUUUAUUUGUAAGAUACGGUCAGAGACAAUCAGUAAAUUGGUUUGUUGAUGUGCCAUAGCUAGAGGUGUCAUCAGAGCAGCAGUAGUGCUAUUUCUAGAUUUAAAAAAAAAAGAAGAAAAAAAAAGGUUGAGGAGGUGUUUUGACUUGUCCUGAUAGGAUGAUAUCAUGCACUGUGGACGUUAACGUAACUCCAGCUGCGGCUGGAAAGUCUCUCAGUGUCAGUGUGAGCAGUCUGUUCUACCAUUUCAAAUGUUUACAAUUGCUUGCUCUUAUAAAAACACUUGAUCUGGGAAUAUUGCAUUGAGUAAAGUUCAAAGUUAACGAGA
This is a messenger RNA of Mugil cephalus (flathead mullet), 2781 nucleotides long. RefSeq names its product carbohydrate (N-acetylglucosamine-6-O) sulfotransferase 2b (gene chst2b). The transcript has a single exon. Gene Ontology annotation, cellular component: Golgi membrane. The record is from RefSeq and is a predicted model, not a curated record. Gene Ontology annotation, molecular function: N-acetylglucosamine 6-O-sulfotransferase activity. Gene Ontology annotation, biological process: carbohydrate metabolic process; sulfur compound metabolic process; N-acetylglucosamine metabolic process. Lineage: Eukaryota; Metazoa; Chordata; Actinopteri; Mugiliformes; Mugilidae. Bases 580 to 1977 code for a protein of 465 amino acids.